Echinostoma caproni is the source of this 105-nucleotide messenger RNA. The record is from the annotation of a GenBank genome assembly. Lineage: Eukaryota; Metazoa; Platyhelminthes; Trematoda; Plagiorchiida; Echinostomatidae.
CGUCGCGAUUGUUUACGUCAGUUUAUCGUCACCUUGUGCGAUCGUGGGGAGGCGGCCAUGUUGGUUUCAUUCCAUUAUGGAGCUGCGGAAGACGAGGUUAGCUGA